UCAAUGUGAGUGUAUAUAUAUGACCUUUCAUGGAGGAAGAUAGUGCACUUUCCCAUUCACUUUUACUUAUUAUUCAAAGUAGUGAGAUUAAUAUGGCUAACAAGUGCUUCUCUCCUACACUAGCUAUCCUUCUUAUUGUUCUUCUCGUUGGGGUUUCUGUUCAGGUUAAGUCUCUGAGAAACCUACCACAAGAUAUUCAAAUGCUUGAACAGAUUGUACUCUCUGCAAAUACAAAUCAAUUAUUCCCUCACUGUGGCAUGUCAUGUCGAACCAACAACGACUGUAAAAAUCUUAGAUUCUGUUUCAAAUGUGGUCAUAAUAUACUUCACCAACUCGUUUGCGUCUGGAGUGUAUAGGUGACAAUGUCACCUAUAAUAUUAUAGUAAUAAGUGAUGAGUUACUGCAAGACCGACGAUGGUUGUGAUCGAGUGGUAAUUUCUCAUUCGUUGUCGUUAACUAAAUAUCUUGAUUUCGAGUUGUAAUGAAUGCUAAGUCUCUUUUGUUAGGGACUGAAAGUUAUUCUGGGAAAAAUAAAUUGAUUAGGGGCUCCUAACACCAAAGAUCAACAGUCUAAAGGUGUUAAUUACUCUUGAUCUUCUAAGGUCCAUCAUAUGUAUGUUCAUGUAUUAUUAUCUGUAAUGGUGACGUGUGUUUUAUGUUGGUAAUUAAGGAUAUUUUUAUUGGAAAAA
Messenger RNA from Lycium barbarum (goji berry), 689 nucleotides. RefSeq lists its product as uncharacterized. Bases 30 to 356 code for a protein of 108 amino acids. NCBI's taxonomy places the organism in Eukaryota, Viridiplantae, Streptophyta, Magnoliopsida, Solanales, Solanaceae. The transcript is spliced from 2 exons. The record is from RefSeq and is a predicted model, not a curated record.